GCUGUGGGUCUGAUUUUAGUAGCUUCAGCUGAGACAAAUCAGCUGUGUUCCAGGAUAGAGCUGAUAUAGAUAUACUGAAGAGAAAAAAAAAUGGGAUCAUCAGAGUCAACACCGGUGCAAUGGCUAUCAUCACCACCACCACCAAAUCCAGAACUGGUUAAACCAUGGAGGACAUUUGACUGGGGACAGAAAGAAGACCUAAAAAAAAAGCUGGAAAACUUCUGUCCGAGUCAUCCAGAUGUAAACCAUGUCAAGAUCCUGGUAGCUGGAGAAAUUGGAGCAGGAAAGUCCAGCUUUAUUAAUUCAGUUGAUAGUGCCUUUCUGGGACGGAUCUCCUCUAGAGCACUAGUUAAUACAGCUGAUGGUGACAUAGUUUCUAGUCGUAGUUUCACUAAAAAUCUCAAAGGAUUCUCCAUCAGAAGUGAAAAAAAAAAAAUGCCCUUCAUUUUCAAGGACAUCAUGGGCUUGGAACCUGAAGUAUUGAAGGGGUCGCAAAUAGAAGACAUCAUCAAUGCUGUGUAUGGCCACGUGAAGGACGGCUAUAAAUUCAACGAAGAGCAGGCACUCACUUAUAAGGAUCAGCAAUACAACUGUGAUCCCAACCUCUCCGACCAGUCUUUCUGCCUGGUUUACGUUAUAGCUGCGGAUACAGUCCAAUACACAGAUGAUCGUCUUUUUGACAAGCUGAAGAUCAUCCGCCAGAGAAUCAGUGAAAAGGGGAUUCCUCAAGUGAUUGUCAUGACUAAAGUGGAUGAAGCAUGUCCGCUGGUCCAAAAUGAUCUGAGGAAGAUGUACACUAGCAAGAAAAUCAAGAAGAAGAUGGAUUUGUGCAGUGCUAAAUUGGGUGUGCCACUGACAAACAUACUCCCUGUGAAGAACUACCACAAUGAGAUCAACACAGAUGAUGACAUUGACGUUCUGUUACUAAAGGCACUUGAACAGAUUGUUCAGCUUGCUGAUGAUCGGUUGGAGGAUACUGAUAGCUACUGACAAAAAUAAAGUAAUUUCUGCAUUUCCCAGUGUAGCUUUCUAAUAAACCUUUGCUCACCAUGAAUAUUGUAGGCUGUGUGACAAAUUGCUUAUGUUUCUCUAAUGUAAGAUGCUUUGGAUAAAAGCACCUGUUAAAUGCAUAAAUGUAAACUUAAAUUCCAGAUUCAGUAUUUUGCUGUUAGUAUCGUAGUCUUUGGCUUUGACCAGCAUGUGCAUCUUAUUUCAGCAGAUAAACUUUACUGUUACAAAAUUAGUCUUUGAAUGAACCUCUAUUCCAGUGGCUACUGUGAUUUCCCAGGUAUAUAUGGCACAGACUAGUAGCCUACACUGUAAAAAAUUUACCGUAAAAUUUUAGAGUAACUUACUGGCAACAAUUAGGCAGUAAGUUACUGUGAAUACUUUUUACAGUAAGGGUACUGUACUUCCAUUUACAGUAUUUUAUGUAUACACUGUGAAAUAAAAAACAAUUAAAUACUGUGAUUUUAGUUGUAUUUACAGUUACUUACUGGCUAAUUGUUGUCAGUAAGUUACUGACUACGUUUUACAGUAAGGGUACUGUACUUCCAUUUACAGUAUUUUGUGUAUUCACUGUAAAAUAAAAAACAAUUAAACACUGA
Cyprinus carpio (common carp) is the source of this 1607-nucleotide messenger RNA. Its product is annotated as interferon-induced protein 44-like. NCBI's taxonomy places the organism in Eukaryota, Metazoa, Chordata, Actinopteri, Cypriniformes, Cyprinidae. The transcript is spliced from 7 exons. The coding region runs from base 91 to 990 and encodes 299 amino acids. The record is from RefSeq and is a predicted model, not a curated record.